This is a messenger RNA of Penicillium daleae, 1077 nucleotides long. RefSeq lists its product as uncharacterized. Bases 1 to 1077 code for a protein of 358 amino acids. The record is from RefSeq and is a predicted model, not a curated record. The transcript has a single exon. Lineage: Eukaryota; Fungi; Ascomycota; Eurotiomycetes; Eurotiales; Aspergillaceae.
AUGGUGUCACAAAGCUACAGCUCAACUGCGCGAGCUGGGAGGAAACCACCCACCCAGCAGUCCGAGACGACGCCCAACUUCGAAGACCCAAACUUCGACCCAGCCGAGUUCCUCAACGAGACUCUGUCACCGUUGACAGUAGCAUCUUUCCAGCCCAAUGCCUCCCGAACGCCUGGCUCCGUGCCCCUGACGGAACUAUCAGCCCAAGUCCAGUCACUGCUUUCGCAGAUCAGCGCACAGAAUGUCCGUCUGUCGAGUACGCUCUCCCAGCUCAGCGAUGAGAUCCUUCGUAGUGGUGGACGACUAGCAUACGAGGUGGAAGUACUACGAGGAGAGACAAUUGGACUGUCUGAGACCCUGACCGAGGUCUUGCGCGAGGACAUUACCAAGUUUGUCCCCGAGUCAACAUCGGAAGAAAAUGCCAGCGAGACCAGUCGCAAGAAGGAGGAAUCUACAGAGAAGACGACCGACGAUACCGCACCUAUGCAGGAAGAUGCAGAGCCCACCGAGGAGCAACAGGAAGCUCCAGCUACGAACGACCCCGAAUACAUCACCAACCUCCGCACCCUCAACCAAGUCCGCUCUCGACUCGAGGAAGUUGUCCAGACCUUUGGCGAUGCAAUGGAAUGGCCACUUCCGCCAUCGGAAAUCUCCUUCUCCUCGUCCUUUAUUUCCGUGUCGGGCCCCGAGCUGGACGCCGAGGGCCACAGCCAAGAAGAACAGGGACAAGAAGUCAUGAAGAAAAUACGAACUGAGAUAACGGAACUACUGGAUCGGGACGGGGGCGGUAGCGAUGGAUUGGAGGCAGCUACUCGCCGCGUCGAGGCGCUGCGGAAUCUGUCGAUGGUCUGGAAGGGUUCCGCGGAGGAAAAGGCACGCCAGCGAUUUGUGGAUGCGCUAGCCAGGAUCGUGGAUGAAAGACGGCGAAUUCUGGAGCAUCAGCAAGCCAUGGCCGAGCAGAGCCAGCGAGGGCCUCGAUCGCGAACGGAGCAGCGGCGUGAUAGUGACAGUGGAGGGCCUGGGGGGGGAUUGUUCCGCAACUUGCAGCGGCUGCGGGAGGAGAUCUAUUUAGAGUAA